Cucumis sativus (cucumber) is the source of this 642-nucleotide messenger RNA. RefSeq names its product F-box protein At5g65850. Bases 1 to 642 code for a protein of 213 amino acids. NCBI's taxonomy places the organism in Eukaryota, Viridiplantae, Streptophyta, Magnoliopsida, Cucurbitales, Cucurbitaceae. The transcript has a single exon. The record is from RefSeq and is a predicted model, not a curated record. Gene Ontology annotation, biological process: SCF-dependent proteasomal ubiquitin-dependent protein catabolic process. Gene Ontology annotation, molecular function: protein binding; ubiquitin-protein transferase activity.
AUGGGGAAGAAGUGGAACAGCAAGAGCAUAAUAGAUUCAGAGCUUCCAUCCGAUAUUCUUCUCCAAAUAUUGUUGAAGCUUCAACCAUUUUCCAAUUUAUUCACUUGCAGGCUAGUGAGUAAAGUUUGGAACGAUUGCAUUUCAAGUUUUAAGUUUGAGUCCAACCUUUUCAUUACCCAAAUUUCUCCUAGUCGUAAUCGUAGACGUAAUCGUAAUCGCUUUGACUGUGUGGACUUGGAUCCUAAACAUUUUGAUGGGAUGAAUCUUAUUGGGUCAUUUAAGUUGCAUUCUUCAUGGUGCUCCUCCUCUACUGGAAUUGUCAAUAGUUGUAAUGGAUUUCUUUGUAUCUUGAAUACCAAACGUGUUGCAAUGUUAAAUCCUAUGACAAAUGAGUACAUGGAGCUUCCGAGUAGUACUCAAUAUGAGUUGUCCGUUUAUGGACUUGGUUAUAGUCCCAAGACAAAGGGGUACAAAGUAGGAAGACAUUCGUACAAAAAUGGUGAGUUGUUAGUAGAGAUUUUAGCAUUUGGCACAAGUUUGGAGGAUCAAGAUGGGAAGGUUCAAAGUCAAUGGAGACAGGUAGCUAGCAUGAGUACAACCUAUAAAAUGUAUCGCCAUGGUACUUACUUUUACAACCUAUAA